AUGAGUUCAAUUUCAGUUGAUAAUAAGCCUCAUGCUGUAUGCAUUCCCCUUCCAUUUCAAUCCCACAUUAAGGCAAUGCUUAAAUUAGCAAAACUCCUCCACCACAAAGGUUUUCAUAUCACCUUCGUUAACACAGAGUUUAACCACAAGCGCUUUCUUAAAUCUCUAGGACCAAACUCCCUUGAUGGCUUGCCUGAUUUUCAGUUUGAAACUAUUCCUGAUGGCCUUCCAGAUUCAGAUGCAGAUUCCGCCCAAGACCCCUAUCUUCUUUGUGAUUCUGUCAGAAAAAAUUGCUUGGCCCCGUUUCGUAAACUCAUCAUGAAACUCAACGAUACAACUUCCAGCAAUGUUAAUCCUCCAGUGACUUGCAUUGUUUCUGAUGGUUUCAUGACGUUCACCAUCACAGCUGCUGAAGAACUUAGAGUCCCUGUCACACUGUUAUUUACCAUUGCUGCAUGUGCCUUCAUGGUCUCUAAACAAUAUCCCAUUUUGGUAGAAAAAGGACUUGCGCCACUAAAAGAUGAGAGCUGCUUAACAAAUGGAUUUCUAGACAAGGUAAUAGAUUGGAUUCCAGCAAUGAAGGGUAUCCGUUUAAGGGAUCUCCCAAGCUUUUUCGAAACUACAAAUGAUCCUAAUGACAUUUUCCUCAACUUCACCAUUGAAGCAAUGGACAGAGCUCAUACAGCUUCAGCAGUUGUGCUUCAUACUUUUGAUGUAUUGGAGAGAGAUGUUUUGGAUGCUCUCUCAUCCAUGCUUCCACCUGUUUAUGCCAUUGGCCCUCUCCAAUUACUUCUCAAUAAGAUACCACAAGAGUACCCUGUGAAGCCUAUGGGAUACAGUUUAUGGAAAGAAGAAACCGAUUGCUUCAAAUGGUUAAACGACAAGGCACCAAAUUCUGUUGUUUAUGUGAACUUCGGCAGUAUAGCAGUCAUGACACCAGAAUGUCUUGUGGAGUUUGGUUGGGGACUUGCAAAUAGCAAGAAUCCCUUCUUGUGGAUAAUUAGGCCUGAUCUGGUGGUGGGUGCCUCAGCAAUUUUGCCACCUGAGUUUGUGGCUGAGACCAAGGAAAGAGCUCUCAUAGCAAGUUGGUGCCCACAAGAACAAGUGCUUAACCACCCAUCCGUUGGAGGGUUUCUAACACACAGCGGUUGGAAUUCAACCAUUGAAAGUUUGUCUGCAGGAGUUCCUAUGGUUUGUUGGCCACUCUUUGCUGACCAGCCAAUAAACUGUUGGUAUGCUUGCAAUGAAUGGGGCUGUGGCAUGGAGAUUGAUAAGAAUGUCAAGAGGGAGGAAGUGGAGAAGCUUGUUCGAGAGUUAAUGGAGGGUGAGAAGGGCAAGAAAAUGAAAAAUAAGGCCAUGGAGUGGAAGAAACUAGCAGAAGAAGCCACUGGUCCACAUGGUUCUUCAUCCACAAACUUAGACAAUAUGGUGAAUCAAGUGCUAUUAAAAAACAACUAG
Messenger RNA from Prunus persica (peach), 1458 nucleotides. RefSeq names its product 7-deoxyloganetin glucosyltransferase-like. The transcript is spliced from 2 exons. Lineage: Eukaryota; Viridiplantae; Streptophyta; Magnoliopsida; Rosales; Rosaceae. Bases 1 to 1458 code for a protein of 485 amino acids. The record is from RefSeq and is a predicted model, not a curated record. Gene Ontology annotation, molecular function: UDP-glycosyltransferase activity.